AAAAGAGAGAGUUCUAUUUCGUAUACCUACCUACAGAAGAAAUCAAAAUAUGUAAUUAUUUGUUCCGUGACGAUCGCCGCGAUUCUUCGCGUGAAAUUUCUUCGAAAAUGUUCCUAAUUUUCGUAAUAAUUGCCGGAUUAUUUAAUAAUAAUUGUCACGCCAUUUAUUUGACCAAUAAUUCAAGUUACGUGAGGAGGAUUAGCAGUAAUCCUGCUGUUUGGACUGAGCAGGAGGGAGUUUGGGGACCUGUACUGGAAGAAUGGGCAUUGGGAGGAGGAGAAAGUCACAGUAAAAGACAAAGUAGAGUGAUGCAAAUUCCAAUCUCCAACCGCGACUACAUAAUCCAAGAGCGCGUCGAUACUAUACCGCCAAAAGAAAGCAAAAUCAGUCCAGGCAAAGUUAUCAACACCAGCAAUUCUGGAAAUAUUUACAAACCCCCUCCGCGUCAAGUAUCAGAAACUGAUCUCUAUCUACUAGGAGCCAUCGAAAAGCUGGUCUACAAAGUCGAUUUUAUGGAAAAACGCCUAAGACGUGUAGAAGAGAUGUUAUACUACGUGAUGGCUGGCAAUAGAGUGGACGAGGAGCCUUGUCCAGAAAACUUCACCAGAGCCGGACAAAAUUGCUAUUUGUUCGCCAGUAUGGCUGGCAGAGAAUACGAUUGGAAAGUUGCUAGUAAGCAUUGCAAAAAAAUGGGGGCCGUUUUGGGCGAAUUUGAGACUAUUGAGGAGAAUCAGGAUAUUGUUGCUCAUAUACAGAACGAUCAAAAUUUGAAAGGUAAAGAUUUCUGGGUCGGAGGUCUUAAUCCGGGCUUGCUCUGGAUCUGGAGCAACACUGCCAGACCAGUCGUAGCUCCUGGAUCACAAAACAACAAAGAAAACCCUUCAGCAGCUGUACAGGGUGAAGGCAGAUGUUUAAAAUUGGCAUACAACCCCGCUCUGAGGUCUUACUUUUAUAAGGGAACAGAUUGUUCAAUGCGCUACAGUUAUAUUUGCGAAGCUCCUGAAAAUACUUCCAGUAACGAGAUACAGAGAAUUGGUAGGAGCAGGAAGAUUUUCAAUAAUGAUGAAUUAUAA
Messenger RNA from Ceutorhynchus assimilis (cabbage seed weevil), 1073 nucleotides. The record is from the annotation of a GenBank genome assembly. Lineage: Eukaryota; Metazoa; Arthropoda; Insecta; Coleoptera; Curculionidae.